This is a messenger RNA of Trichoderma asperellum CBS 433.97, 1210 nucleotides long. NCBI's taxonomy places the organism in Eukaryota, Fungi, Ascomycota, Sordariomycetes, Hypocreales, Hypocreaceae. The record is from RefSeq and is a predicted model, not a curated record.
AUGGCUUCCGAGCAUAUUCCAAAAACUGUCAAGCAAUGGAACGUUGGAAAGUUUGGUGGCUUCGAUGGGCUCAUGUUCUCCGAGCAGCCCCUGCCCGAAUUAAGCGACAACGAGGUUCUAGUUAAGCUUGAGGCAGCAUCUCUCAAUCAUCGUGAUCUCACCAUUGAUAGAGGAGAAUAUCUCCAUGGAAAGAGAGAAGGCGUCGUCCCCGGAUCCGAUGGCACAGACACCGUCGUAGCCAUAGGCAAGCGAGUCUCUCGAUUCCAGCCUGGCGACAAAGUCGUCACCAUGUUCAACCAGGGACACAUUGGUGGCGACCUGAAUCCCCAAACCCACAAAACCGGCACCGGAGGAAUGCUCGAUGGUGUUCUGAGAACUUAUGGUGCCUUCAACGAACAUGCCUUGUCCGGCACUGGCGGCGUGAGCAUCUUUGCUCUGCAGUUUGCCAAAGCCGCCGGCGCAAGAGUCAUUGCCACGACCAGAUCCCCCAGCAAAGUCGAGACGCUGAAGAAACUCGGCGCCGACCACGUCAUCAGCUACAAGGAGGACCGCAAAUGGGGCGAGACGGCGAGGAAGCUCACCGGCGGCCGUAGCGUCGACAUCAUCGUGCAGGUUGCUGGCGUCAACGAGAUGGAGCAGAGGCCGGUGAUUGACGAGAGGGUGUUUAAGCUGGAGGAGCUUAAGAAGGCGUAUGAGUAUCAGUGGACGGGCAAGCACUUUUCCAAGGUGGUGGUUGAGAUUAACUAAACAGCACAGCCUCAAAGUAGAAUAGAUAAUGACAAGUUAAGAAUCCGGUUUGGUCUCUCAAGGCGGCCUGUCCAACGUCAAAAACGCCUUUUUGUUGAGGAUGAACCGUUGCGCAUUGUCGGGAUGAUAGUCGAACAGGCCAUGUAGGCAAGCGUUCCAGACCCAUUGUGUUGGGACCAAGACAUGCUGUGCUGUCGAGCUAUUCGAAUAGGCUCUGGUUACGCAGCAGCUGGCUGGGUGGAUGGGGUGAGUAGAAACUUGGAUAGAUGUGGCCGCCCAGACGAUGGCCAUCUCUACCCGCUGCCUGUGGUCUGCGGCAAGUCCGAGUGUAUGCAUAACCUAUAUGUGCUAUUUUUGAUAUAGCAUACUCGAGCAAGAAGACAGUCCAGCUUAUACAUUCAUCAGAGUUGUUUCUCUCCUUUGUACCAUAAAGAAUAGUACAACUGAAUAUCAUGAACAGAGU